Pelobates cultripes (western spadefoot toad) is the source of this 27069-nucleotide messenger RNA. The record is from the annotation of a GenBank genome assembly. Lineage: Eukaryota; Metazoa; Chordata; Amphibia; Anura; Pelobatidae.
CAACCCUGCCGCGCCGUCGGAGUGUGAUGACGUCAGAGCGUCACUGCCGGUGUUCCUGUAGGUGAUUUGCUGUGUAACGUCCACAGGCCGCAACGAGGAACCGAGUGCUGAAGCGCAGACCAAGCCGACUGAAUGGAGUAUCUGAUCGGGAUCCAGGGCUCGGACUACGUGCUGGUGGCGGCCGACACGGUGUGCGCGAAUAGCAUCAUCCAGAUGAAGCAUGGUGAGCGGGAACCGGCCACACCGUGUGUGCUGGGACUUCAUCAGACACUGCCAGACACUACAGUGACGCUCAUACACAAUGCACGCUGCUGGGGACCAGAGGAGGACUUAGGAUACAUAGAUAUACUGUAUAUAUGCACACUAAUAUAGAUAAUAUAUAUAAUAUAUGCACUCUAAUAGAGAUAAAAUAUAUAUAUAAUAUUUGUAUAAAAAAAAUGAAAUAUAGGGUCCGAAUUAAAAACACCAUUUAUAUUUUGAGACCUGUGAGUGCUCCCUGUAUAUCAUUUUUUUUGUACAUAUUCAAAGCGGGAUUACACCAAGGCUAUUCGAUGAGUAAUAGGCAUCUAUAGUACUAAAAUCUACCUGUCAUGCAGAAGCAAACAUGGCAUGGUGUUGCCUCAUAGACCUUAUUGUAUAGAUAUAAUGUAUGCCGUGUGCUAGCAAAAACAUACCUGAACGUUUAUUUACUUUUUUUUAACUGGCUUCUUAAGUGUCCUUAUACAAUACAAACUUCAGUAAUGGCAGCUUUGAAAUACGUACACAUCGGCAAUACGUGCCAUUUAAUCCCAAAAUGCAGUAUCAUGACGUAUGUGCAGUGUUAUGAGAGGUUUUGUUGCCUUAUAGAUUUCUGGGGGACAAUGAAAUCCCCACUUGCCCCGUUUCCACUGAGCGGUACGGUCUGGUACGCUAUUUUGAGUGUUUCCAUUAUGAAAGUGGGCAAUACAACCGAACCAAACCGCACCAUUCCUGGUUCCCCUUCAGUAGUAGGUCCAUAGGAAACAGUACAGUUAGGGUGGAGCUACUGGCGUCACACUAUACAACCCAUUGAUUGGCGAACAGGAAAACGUCAAUGCUCACGACAAAUGACACACUAGGCUCCCCUAAAUAAGCUAGACCAUUCUAACCCUUCCGACCCAAACCAUACCACAUGAGUGAAUAUAUGCUGACAGAUAAUACAAAUUGUAGUGAUCUUCUAGGCAUCAUCUAGUUGUGAAAAUAUGUUAAUUCAUGGGCUACAUAAUUUUAAGCUAAAAGUAGAAGGCCAAGUUUCAGUUAGCCAAAUACUUAGAAGUCAAGCAAAAAUGGUUUUAGAGAAUUGUUGUUACUUUGUGCAAAGAUCAUCUUUCAUAGGGGGUCUAUUGUUUAUUUAUUAGCAUUCCAGGAAUCAUGGCAACUUCAUUUGAUUGAAGUGUUUUUGGUGCCUGGAGGUGAUGGCACAAUCUUGCUUUUAGUAAGUGCCAGAUGUACCCUCAUUCUGGCUUCUUACUUGGGUCCACUGGACUUCAAAGCAGGAGCUUACUUUUCUCGUGCUGUGUUAGUCGAGGAAGGAUCCAGCACUCUGCGAAUUGCAGGUAAGAAGUCAAACUGUUUUAAAAUGGCUUGACUACUUACAGUGGGGAUUGCUGGGGUACUAUUGGUACCAUAACCAGUACAGCAUUCUGUAGUGGUGGUUAUUAUGGUUAGAGGGAAUCCAGAAUAUCCAGGCAGCAUAAAACUUAACAGAAAUGGGCCCCAUAGCAACCUAAAUAGAAAUGUACAGUAGACAACUGCAGACCUAUGGUAUACUGGUUUACCUAUAAAUUAGACUCUCCAGUUACUAGGAAACUGUAGGAACAAAAUUUAUCUAGCUAAAGAAACAUUCAAUGUAUAGUUUUACGUAAUACAGUACUUUGACAUAUAUCCCGUUUAUUGUUUUAAAACCUUUUUAAUUUUUCAAUUUGUCAUUCCUUCAUACAAGUAAAAAAGUGUAAUAGACUUCCUGAUUAAGUUUACGUAUGCAAAAAAGUUUUACAGCCAAUUUUUAACCAAGGCUUCAUGUUGAAGAGUUAAAGGAUCACUAUAGGGUCAGGAACACAAACAUGUAUUCCUGACCCUAUAGUGUUAAAACCACCAUCUAGCCCACCUGGGCCACUCAUGCCUCCAUAAAUAUAGUAAAAAUCUUACUGUAUUGAAGCCGUAACUCUGCAUGCUGUUAGACUCAGAAAAACAAGCAGUCUGGUGGCAUCAGCAGAAGUGGUUGCCUGAUCCAAUCACAAUGCUUCUCCAUAGGAUUAGCUGUGACUGACAAGGAGGCAGAUCAGGGGCAGAACCAGGAUGAGUCAAACACAGCCCUGACAAAUCAGCAUCUCCUUAUAGAGAUGAAUUGAAUCAAUGAAUCUCUAUUAGGAAAGUUCAGUCUCUGCAUGCAGAUGGAGGAGACACUGAAUGUUUGGAUGAAUUUUAGGCAGCCAUGACCCAGGAAGGAUCUCCUGGAGUGGCCGGUGAAGUUAUCACUAGGCUGUAAUGUAAACUCUGCAUUUUCACUGAAAAGACAUUGUUUACAGCAAAAAACUUGAAGGUAAUGAUUCUACUCACCAGAACACAUGCAAUAAGCUGUAGUUGCUCUGGUGACUAUAGUGUCUCUUUCCGAAAAGGUAGCAAAGAAGGAAGCCUUACAUAUAAAUUGAUGUUUGUUACAAUGUAAACUUAUGUAGAUUUUAGCUAAAAGAUUACAUUUAACUUGGCCUUUUUGUAGCUGUAAACAAGUCAUAUAAGAAUUGUCACAUCAUGGUGUUACUUAAAAGUGAAAGUGAAAGCAUCAGAUCAAGUCUUCUACUCUUCCUCAUUUACUCUGUAAUCUUUUACCAGUUAAACCCCUCCCUGAUUUGUUUGCCUUUUGAUUUAUUUUCAUUUUUUUUAUUUAACUUUUUUUUUUUUUGUCAGAUCCCUGAAUGCUAUGGUACGUUUUUCUUUGGAAAACACUCAGUUAUAAUGUUCUGAAUUCUCCAAAGAACACACUUGAAAUUGAUACAUUGAUAUAUUGAUUAAUACAUAUGAAAGUAGUUUUUGGAUUCAUGUAAGAAUAUUGAGAAUAAAAGUACAUUUAUUGGGUGUUCCAGAGAGGUGUCUUGAUUUCAACUCCCAUAAAUAUCUUUCAGCCUUAUGUGCUUUACAGGUGAAUGUUUUAGGUCCUUGUUUGAUCGCUCAUUCAAGACACUAUACUGCUAAUAUUACACAGGUAACGAGUUUGUAAAGCAGUGAUUCCUCUGUCAUAUAUAGUCCACGUGAUCAUGUUUUGGUAUAAACUGGUUGGUUUCUGUCUGUGUGCAAUCUAGUCUUGCUUAAAUGUGUGAUUUAACUAUACUGAAUGUAGCUAGGCUACAACAGGUGAUAUUUAUGAUACACACACUAGAUGUCUGUUAAAAGUCCUCUUUGUAGAGUAGGCUACUUUGUUAAUAUGCACAGCUCAUGUGGAAUUUGUACUUAUGGGUUGGUCCUAAAAACUUUUAUGUCAUUUUAUUUUUCAGAUGCUGACAAAAUGUUUAAGAUGAGUGAAAAGAUUCUGCUCCUCUGUGUGGGGGAAGCUGGAGACACAGUGCAGUUUGCAGAGUACAUUCAAAAGAAUGUUCAGUUGUACAAGAUGAGAAAUGGUAUGUUUUAUUUCUCUCUUCGUAUAGUUUUUCCUGUUAUUGUGUUGUAAUGCCUUUAUUUUAGUCCAUCUUUGAUGUUUAUAGAUUUGUAUUGUAACUUCUGUCAUUACAGUUCCUAACAACCCCUUUCAGGUUGUGGUGUAACAGGUCUUACUUAGAGUGUUAAUUGCUUAUUUGCAGUGACUGCAACCUGCUAAGUUUCCUAUUCCUCCUUCAAGAAAUAAUAACAAAGUAUUGGUUAUUGAUACUCUAUAUUACAUAUAAACAAAAUGUUGAUUUUUAUGUUAUUUUUUUUUCCUCCUCUUCUUCAUUAUUUAACUCAGGGCUUGACAAAUUUGCGUGGAAUCUACGAGCCAGCUAAAAAAGUGUGGAGCCAGGUGUUUCAGCAUCAAAUAUAUAAUUUUUAAAGGGACACUAUAGUCACCAGAACCACUACAGCUUAGUGUAGUUGUUCUGAAGUCUAUAGCAUGUCCCUGCACGCUUUUCAGUGUAAAAGGCAGUGUUUAUGUUGCUGCUUAAUAACGCACCUCUAGUAAUCAUCUGAGUGACUGUCACUAGUGGUGUCUUGGGCCAGUGCUGCACUGUGUGCAGCACAUACGUUCAUCAUCUCGAUGCUCUGCAUGGAGGCGCUGAAUUUUCCCUAUAGAGAUGCAUUGAUUCAAUGUGUCUCUGUGAGGAAAUGCUCAUUGGCACACCGUGGUGUUUUGCUGCGCAUGUGCAAUAGUCUCCCAUGGGAAAGCAUUGGAUUGGCUGAGACCGUUAGGACUGAUUAUCUCAGCCAUGGAGCUUAAGCUAGCUGCCACGAGACCUUCACGGCGUGGGGAAAAAUAGGAGUAAAAAUAUCUCUACUGUGUGACUGCAAGCAGAUCACCUAAACUGACAGAUGGAUCCUGCAACAUUCACAUGCAUUUUAACAUACACUCGCAAAUUAUUGUUCUGUUUUAUUUUAAUUACUCUACCUUUUUUGUCCCUACUGUUGGGAGAACUGGAGUGGAUCAGAUUUCCUUGGGAUCUAGUGGGGCUGCUCUAACCAUCUUCUUGCUCUGCUGCCUAGAGCGCUGUUUAGUGAUGCUGGCCCUGGAGUAGUAAUAUAUUCCAACUCCCGCCAUCACUGGAGGGUGUGUGAGGGAGCAGAGCAAGAAUAUUGUAGCUCCCUCGCUGCCUCCUCUCUCCCUGAGCUGGCCAGCCGCCUGCCCGUCUCCGCUCUUGAGCCCCCUACCUGCCUCCGAUCUCAGUCAGCCAGUCACCUCAGGGGCUGAAUGGACUCACAUAUCCCAGAUUUGUUAAUCCCUGAUUUACCAAAUACAAACCCCAUAAUCACCCCUCCCACAGUAAGUAGUCAAACAAUUUAAGAAUAGUUUGACAACCAACCUGGGGCCUAUUGACUCCUCCGAAGUAGGAAUCCUAUACUGAGCUAAGCCUGGCUGUGCAGAGUAUCGUUCACUGGCUGAGCGUGCUAAGCAGACCUUUUGGGCAGCCAGCCAGCCAUGCACAACCUUUUCUACUUAACUUUAACUUAACUUUUUAAGCUUUUUUACUUAACUUUUUCCAGCAUCAAGAGGAAAUAGUCAUUGGGGGUUGACAGAACCACUUUAAAUCAUGAUUUAAAAAAUAAAUCUCAAAUGCACCCUGUUUUUGGUUCAGAAUUGCAUUUGCAAAAGAGCCUUUGAGCGAUUUGUUAUAGGGAAUUUUAAAAUGUUUCACUUGGCUAUUUUAGAUAAAUUUAGUGGUAAAAAAAAAUGUUUUGUUUUUUCCAAUGUACAUAUUGGAUUGUACUUUUUUUUUUUUACUGCUUUAUUUGGCACUCCAAGUCUCUCAAAUGUUAACAUGCCCUAACUUUGAUAUGCUGUUGCUUAAAUUCUUGGGAUGUUAUUUGAUAAAGUGAUACUAUUUUUGUGUUUGUCACCAAACUUGGACACUAUUUCUAAUCUUGGCGAACUCUAGUAAAAGUUCUAGAACAGAGGGUCUGACUUUUCAGCAGAAGGCAACACUAGCACUAACUAACCCUAAUGCCAGUCCUAACCCUAUACAAACCCUAACUCAACUAGAGAUCCUCAGCGGACAGAAUUGCUGACUUCAGCAGACUGAUUUGUCCUGCGUUGACAGUAAAAAGCACUCUCUGCUGAUUAGAGGGGGUUGGCUGCACUCACCUUAACAUGCAUAAAUGGGGGUGCUGCUGGGGGCCAAAUAAUACAAUACACAAGAUCCAGCGCACUCACCUAUCCACUAAACAGCAACUUCAAUGCUGAAAGAUUUUAUUUGUUUUUUUAAAAACACCUAAUCUAGGCAAAAAUAAUGGGGGUUUAGUUACAUUAUAUGAUCAUACAGUGCAUAAGCCUGCCACAACGUCAAUGUACCCCAUGUUAGUGUAGGACCUGCCAAAGAUGGGGUACAUUGACGUUGUGGCAGGCUUAUGCACUGUAUGAUCAUAUAAUGUAACUAAACCCCCAUUAUUUUUGCCUAGAUUAGGUGUUUUUAAAAAAACAAAUAAAAUCUUUCAACAUUGAAGUUGCUGUUUAGUGGAUAGGUGAGUGCGCUGGAUCUUGUGUACUCUCUGCUGAUUGAUCACAGCAUGAGAUCUCCCUCUCAUUCCGCUAGCCUUCAUGCUGUCCUUGCCAAUAACAGUAAUUGACACUAGGCAGCCUGCACAAUCCAUAGCCAAUUAUCUUUGGUAUAGGGAUACUUAAUAAUGGUCUUUUCUCUCAGUGACCAAGUCUGUGCUAGGGGAAAUAAGCAGGUGUGCAGCUUUUGCAAUUUAAGUUUUAGUAUGGGGGGUGGGGGUUCUGCAUAAAAAACGUGCAUGUGUUUGUUUUUUAAUAGUAUAUCUACUAAAAAGAUUACCAAAACAAAUUAUUAAAUGGAGUUUUGCUUUAAGGCAUGAUGUUUCAUGUUCAUUCAUAGGGGAUUGAUGCCUUAAACUGCCUAUCUGCAUGCAAUCCUUAAAGGACCACUAUAGGCACCCAGACCACUAUAGCUCAAUGAAGUGGUCUGGGUGCCAGGUCCCCCUGGUUUUAACCCUGCAGUUGAAAACAUAGCAGUUUCCAAGAAACUGCUAUGUUUUCAUUGAGGGUUAAUCCAGCCUCUAUUGGUUGUCCACCUGACAGCCAGUAGAGGCAGCUUCUGCGAUUCUCAGUGUGAAAAUCACACUGAGAUGACGCUGAAAGUAAUGCUUUCCUAUGGGCGGUUUGAAUGUGUGUGCUACCCUUGCCGCGCAUGUGCAUUUGGCGCGGACGUCUGCAGGAGAGGAGAGGUCACCAGCACCAAGGGAGCACUGCCCUGGAUUAAGGUAAGUGGUUGAAGGGGUUUUAACCCCUUCAGCCCAGCGGGAGGGGGGGGCCACAAGGAUGGGGGGGGACUUAAUAACCCUAUAGUGCCAGGAAAAUUAGUUUGUUUUCCUGGCACUAUAGUGGUUCUUUGGGGGUUUAAGUAUUUUAAUGAGGAAAUGGUAAAGCAAUACAAUCAUGUGAAAAUAUUCUGGUUUUACAUUUCUUAAAUUAAGUUUUUGGGGGUGUUUUGUGCCUUUUGAGUUUUAAUUUUAUAUAGAACCCUUUUUUAAAAAAAAGUAUUUCUUUUCUGUUUAGGUUAUGAAUUAUCUCCCACAGCAGCUGCAAAUUUCACACGUAAAAAUCUUGCUGAUUAUCUGCGGAGUCGGGUAAGUGAAUUAGAAAUUAUGGACAAAUACCAAGAGCCAGUGAGCUAUGAACCCUAAAAUGGUUACUUCUGGCUUUUAGAUUUUCUUUGUCACAUUUUGUGUGGAACUAUUACACUGGCUCCUCAACUGAUAGGACUGGACAGAUCAUGAAAAGUCAAGUAGACAAGACUUUCAAGAUACUACACUGUCACCCAACUCUAUGUUCUAAUUUAUUUUGCCUUCUGUAUAUGUAUAUCAUCUUCAAAUCAUAUUGAUUGUUGAUUCUUGCAUUUUAUGCCUGUGCUUCCAAUUCUUAAACAAUUUUCCAAUCCUGGAAAUAGUGUAUGUAUAUAUAAUAUAUUGCAAUAUGUCUGCACUCAAAUGCAUGCACUAUAAGGGUGCAGCUUGGGCCAAUUAACAAAAAAUCCAGUGCACUGACUUGCUAAACGCCAACGUCCCAGCUUCAGAGGCUUAGUACUAAUGCCUUCACCUCGAACGGGACAAGUUUGAAAGAUAUCCCCUCUUUAAUAUUGGAUAUUUCCGAUCGUGGUCAGCAGAGUUUGGGAGUAUAGACAUUCAUUUUGUUCUCCUCCAAUAUUGCAGUGGAAUCUUAGUUAAAUGUUUCCACCACUUCGUGUUUUGUUCAGGGGCUUUUUUAGUCAUUUUAACUAUAUUCACUAGUUAGUAGAUAAAUGCCCUCGAAAGCACAAAAGAGGUAUCCCAGGUUGUGUUUGUUUUAGGGCACUUAAUGUUAUGAUUUGUCUUUUUAACACAUGAUUAUCUGUCUCCUGGGGUCUCUGUUGAUCAAUUUUACUUUUCGAUUUAUUUCAUUUUUGUUGAACCAUAUUUUAUGAGUAGUCCAUGCAUGGUGAUAAAAUUCUGCUGAAUGUCAAAGUAUCAUACAAUUGUCAACUGCACACAGUGGCAAAUUUUGAUUUAAAGUGAUACUUUAUUAGUAACUUAAAACGUAUUAUUUCUCUGUGGGCUGUGUGGACUCUUAGAAUCAAUGGUAUCAUACAUAUUCUUUAGUUAUUUUUGUUGGUUUUGCAUAGACCUUUUAAUUCUUGAAUAAAAGUUAAGCUGUAAUUUAACUUUUUUGUCUACUAUAUUUACUAAGAAACAAUCAACUGUCUCUUAAAGGUAUGCUACAGGCACCCAGACCACUUCAGCUCAUUGAAGUGGUGUGGGUACAGCCACUAAAGGCGUUUCCUGGGUCCGCUCUGCAUGAGGACAUCCAGCGUCCGUAACAACCCCUUGGGAAAGCAUUGAAUCAAUGUUUUCUUAUGGGGAGGGCCUAAUACACUUGCUGCACUCGACACACAUGCUCAUUAGCCCCUUCUACUCAGAGGAGGCGGAGCUCUCACCCAAUAACUUUGUUGUUAAAGCAGUUAGUAUUUUAUAGUAAUCUUCCAUAACUCUGCUUUGAUAUGUUUACUAAGAUUUUUAAGGGAUUGGAAUGUUCCUUUAAUGUUUUGGUAGUUCACAAGUACUUGGAGAACAUUUGGUACAAUAUUGGAUCUACUGGUUUUCAGCAGUAGACUAUAACUUAUGCUUGUUCCUGGAGUGGGUUUGUUUAGGUUUUUUUGUUACUUUCGUGUUUCUAUAAUAAUUGUGUUGCUGCUAACUCGGCUCUCAGAACCAGGUGGUGUCUACCAUGUUUUCAUGGUUAUAUGUAUUUCAGAAUAAUUAAUCUACACAUAAAAAAAAGGUGGUGGGAGACGCUGCAUAUUUCAUAAAAUGACUAUAUUUACAUGGAAAAACUGUCACUAAUUUAGUAUUCCAUUUUGGUUUUAAAUAUUUUGAAGUAUAGAUUUUUUUUUUUCUUGUCUGUUUCAAAUAAUGUUUUGAUUGUUUAAUUGAUCUGGAUCCUGUUCUUUAAAUUCUAAACAGUUGUACUCUCAACAACAGUAUUUCAUUGAGGUGAUAAUGAUGUGGACUAUUUGAGACAUGUUGUAAUUUCUCCCUAAACACUUCAUUUUCUGUAUGGAAGGCUGCUGAUUUAAAAAAUGCAGCAUCUCCGCAUGCUCGCACACCCGUUUUCUCAUCUUUUUUGCAGUUUAGUGUGAUCAGGAUGCUCACAUGACCCCCAGAAACAGAUGGUGCAGGUAAAGCUGUGAUUUCUAAGUAUCCUGUCUCCGAAGUGCUGAAAUCCAUUUGCAAUACACACCGAAAACUAAUACCGCUAACGAGGGUAAUUGAACAGGCGUUUUGGCAAACACGUUUAGCAGGAUGUAAUACGAUGCCACGUUCCAUCUUUUCAACUUUAGUCUUGGAAGUGCCAAACACUACCCUCCUAUCCCAGAAUUGUCAUGCCCCCUCUAUCACCAUAUCUUUCUCUUAUGCUCAUACUCUCCUCACCUGUUCCAGAUGGGCAGCACAGUGGGGGGACACUGGCAGAGGCAGAUGUGUUUGUGUACCGGAGAUACAGCUUCGUGCUGCUGCAGAUGGUGAUGUCUGGGGGAGUGGGCUGUGUGAAACCACUGUCAAAGAUCACAAAUAGAAUUCGAGGUCCCUCUUGUUGCAGAACAUUACAAUUAUUUGACAAACUGUCUCUCGCCUCCUUAUAGGAGAACAAGUCAAGUUAUUAAUUGUUGGGUUAUUAUUCAUUAACAGAUUAAUCACUUGUUUUUGCCUCCAAAAAGUAACAAUUUUGGUGUCAUGCAUUUGUGUUUUCACUAAUGCCAAUAUAUCCCGUCAACCAAUAUUUAUUUGUAAUGCAACAACCUUUAUUAUUUUUUUUAUUUUUUUAUGGACGUGUUUAUGGGAGUUGUAAUAGCUGAAGUACAACUCCACAUAAUGUGAAGGUAGGAGCAGAAAGUGUGGUGUUUUUUUAUUUUUUUUUAUUUUUAUUUUUUUGUGGGGCAUAACUAAUUAUUUACAAACAAAAAGUAAUCUAGCAUAACUCAGUGUAAUGGUACCUACAUAGUGCACCUGAUGUUGGCAUUUGGGGUGUCAAUUUAAUUAUUCAUGUUCAUGUAUGACCCUUCAUUCCUUGUGCAUAGGAAAGACUUUUUUUUUUUUUUCUUUUCCUUUUUCAGCAUUUGCCUAAGAGAUAUUUCAUGCCAUGUCAUCGGGUGUCCCCCAGAAGUAACAUGUAUUUCAAAAUAACUUCUUGUGGUGCAGUGCUGAGGAUAUAUUUUUUUUGACGGUAUACUCUGUGAUCUGUUGCAGUGUGAUUUAUAUCUUAUCUCAAAAUAUAUCAGACCUCAUGGUACUCUAAAUACUCAUUCUCAUAAUCAUUGUUUUUUUUAAACCAUCUAAGUUGCUACUCUUGCCUUUUGCCAUUAAAUAGUUAAUUGAUGGCAAAUAGGAUGUAGUUGAGGGGUGUUCCCGUGCUGCAGAAUAUAGCCGUGCAGUCUGUUUAUGAAGAUUUUUAGGGCCAACCUCAUUCGGUUUACAUAGAAUAUUGUACUCAUUUGGAGGGAAAAUGACCACCUAUUUGGGGGCAUGCUAAUAGAUUAAUAAGACAGAUGGGUAAAAGAGACAAGGGUGUAGAGCCUUUGUGUGAUAAUUAAGUUUAUAUCAUAAUUAGUGUAAGCUUGCCCAACAUGUAUAAGUAUCUGGCAAUGUUUGGACAGUUUGUGUGCUAAUGUUGAAUUGGGGGCCUAGACUGCUAUCGACAUGUUUCUUUUUUAUCAUCAUCAUUAUUAUUAUUUUCUUUUCAGUGAGUUACCCCUUUCAGUAAACCACAAGCUUGGCCAGUCAAUUGUGUUAUUUCUCUUUUUAUUCAUAAAAUAUUUAUAUAAAGCGACUUAUAUAAAGUCUUUCGUGUGUGUCUAUCUGAAAAUAUUGUAUGUAUCAGUAACACACAGAUGGAUUUAUUGUGUUUAUAAACAAAGCAACACUGAUGCUUCAUGAAGUGCUCUUGAAACUUGAGCAGUGAAGAACAAUGUUGCUUGAAUUAGUUUUUUUGUUUUAAUUGAUUUUUAAUUCUGCAUGUAUGCAAAAUGUGGGAUGUGUCUACUGUUGUAUAUAAAUCAGUGGUCUUGUGUUUAUUUAAAGCCCUUUAUGUGCGCACAGUCCUGCUGUGCCUGUUGCGCUGACAUUUAGCCUGGUUAGCCAGUCUCCCUCUGUCUAAUAUAGCUGUUUGUCUUUACCUAGUGCUGACACAGUUGCAAGAUCACAGGUGUAAAUUCCCCAGCCCCUCUCUGCAUCUCCGGGGAUCCAAAACUGAGACAGUGUUAUCUCACUCCUGUAGAGAGAUUGUAGACGUGCUAAGCAGUGAGGUACCUGCUGAGAGAUAGGACUCGCGGGAUCAGCAUAAAGAGAUUGAAAGUUGCAUUCAAUGUUUACUUUUGGAUAUCUUACUUCAACUAAACACUGAUCACUGUGUCCUUUCUAACAAAUGCUAUAUUUGUCCCUUGACUGUUGAGGUUUAUAAAGACCACCUUCCUUAAUGGAAUUUGCUCCUUAUUUAACAGCCCUACUGUUACUAAACAAGUGGUUUGUUCCCAUUUAGGAAAUUAAUAGAAAUUACCAGAUUUUGAUAAUGGGUCCAUAAGGGGUUAAACUUUUCACUUGGUCAUGUGCUGGCAUAAAUUAACAGUGAUUCAAUUUUAGUAAAGGGUGGUAAUCUAGUUAUUUGGAUCAUAGUUAUGUUGGUUCCCUAACAACAUAAACAACUCAAAUUUUAAGAGUGCUAUGCCACUAAACAAUCUAAGGCUAAAUCCAAGACCCCAACAUUCAGGAAGCAAUAUAUUCUCUUGUUUUUGACUGUUAAAAAAUUAAAGAAAACUAGUUUGUUUUUGUUUUUUUGUUUUUUUAUGUAGGGAUUUAUAUUUCUUACACUUGAAUAAUGAGUCAUGCAUGGUGUCUGUAGCAGAUGUGUCCCACUUUGCACUCCAGAUUGCUGGACCAAGAAGCUAAUAAUCGAAGACUAGGGUAGUGUCGCAACCUUCCUUUCCUCUUUUACUCAGCCUGUCACUUCCACUGUGUGUCGUUUGUGCUCUGCAGGAUCCUUCCUGCACAUUUCUCCCUCUCCUUCCCCACCUCUCAUCCACUGUGACUUUGCCUUCCGCCAGAUGUCUCACCGCUGCCUAUCACCACCCCUCUGCCGUUUCACCGUACGGUAUGUCUUAGCAGCUCUUGUCACCACAACUCCCCUGGAGCUGAGAACUCAAUGGAAUUUCACGCUCUGCUUCAUCAGGGCUGCAUUUCAAUAUCAGAUUUUUUUUAGACUGAAGGAAGAUUCAGGUCCUGAGGCUCUCCUCUACAUAUAGAUUGCAAGCUCUGUUUGCGCAGAGUUCUUGAUGCUUGACAACCUUGUAAUAUAAAGGGUGCGUAGUGAUUAAGAGUAGUGUUUAGAAGCAAAAAUAAAUUAAAUUGGUCUACACAUAGUGACUGUUGAAUAGUGUGAUAUAGAACAGUAGGGCACACAGUACUUCUUAUGAUAAGCUAAUAAUAGUGGUUUUAAAAAGACAAUGAGCUUUUUUGUUUUAAGUCAACACUGAUUUCUAACAUAAACACAAAUUUAAAAAAAAAAUAAUAGUUUUUGGAGAAAAGGGCCACUAUAGGCUCAAAAAAAGUUAACUUAAAUAAGCAGUUUUGGUGUGUAGAUCAUGCCCCUGCAGUCUCACUGCUCGAUUCUGUCAUUUGCGUUAAAUCACUUUGAUUGUGAAUCCCUAUUCAUGUAAGUUGCACAGCCUUCCUAAACACUUCCUAUAAAGAGUCAUCUAAUGUUUAUACCUCCUUUAUUGCAAAUGUUUAAUUAAGCAUGUAUCUCCUGCUCUGUUAAUAGCCUCCUAUACAAUGCUGAAGCCUCCUGUGUGUUGUUAAAGUACAAUUUACAGAGCAGGAGAAUAAAAACAUCUAAAGUAAAUGGGUCCCAGUCAGGGAAGUGUGACUAGGGCUACAUAAACAGAAAUGAAACUGAUUUAACUCAUAAAAGACAGAGAAUUUAGCAGUAGACUGCAGGGCCAUGAUCUGUACAGCAAAACUGCUUCAUUAUGCUAAAGUUGUUUUGAUGCCUAUAGUGUCCCUUUAAUGUACAUGCCAUUCAGGGAGUAAAGUUGUUUACCAGCAGACUCCCACUGCUUCUUGCAGUGAUAGAAUACCAACUAUAUUUUCUUACCCACUGACUGGCCUUACAGUGGUUAAUGCAAAUGCUUCUGAUGUGGAAGGAAUGUGCAUUAAUUGGCAUACGUGUAAAAUAGUAUACUAUUGAAUUUAUCCUCUGUAAAUGCUUUAAGGUGAGUGUUCUUUAAUAAAAAAAAUAAAAUAAAAAAAAACACUCUUCUAUUUGCUUCAGUUGACAAAUUCAGGUUAAUUAAUCCAUAAAAUCAGACAUUUUCUAAACCGUUUGUAGCAUACUGUUUGAUCACUUUAAAUUAUUAAACAAUAAAAGAAUUUACAGAUGCUUUUGUUUCAAAGAGAAUCCCUGGGAUCGAACUUGACAUGUAGAAAUCACAGGUUCAAUGAGUGACCUAGGUCAGCCAGAAAUGGUGACGUACACAUACACUCUUGCCUCUGGGUGCUUAGCUCAGUAAUUGAACACAGCGGUCACCUGAUAUACUUAGGCUGUGUAGACAUGUGAAGGGCUGAGGUUUAAAUUCUAUUGAAGUUUCUCACAAGAAUGUUUGAGAUUUGUUAAUAAGAGCAAAACAAUGAACUAUUUUUAAAGUUCUGGUAAUACUGUAAACUAUACAGAGUUGUAUACCUUUUUGGUAUGUGCAAUUCUUAAUUAACCACAUUCAUAAACCUGCUCUACAGCUUGCUGUAGUGAUUAUGGUGCCAGCAGUGUCCUGGCAACCCCUAUGGUAAGAAGUCAAAAUAUGCGCUGCGGGAGAGUUGGAAAUCACCAAGUAGGAAUUUGCUAGCCAAUGAGCACAGCCUGUAUUGCAGAGUUUAGCUUGGGACAGCUGACAAUUCAUUUUGUGGUUAAUCAUAGCCUCUCUGCUAGUUUUAGAGUCCACGUGAUCUUAAAGGGACACACACAAUUUUUUUUUAUCUCCUUAAAUUUGUUAUACUGUAUCUCACUGUCCCUUCAUUCAGUGUGAAACCAAUUUUAAGCAAUUUAAUGCUAGAUAAAGGUCACCCACUGACUAGCCCCCACUGGAGCUAUGGCUAAGGCAGAGAUUACACACUUCUUUCUCACCAUAUUAAAGGGACACUAUAGUCACUAUAAGCAUUUCAUCUCUUUGAAUUGGUUAUAGUGCCUGGAGUGGCCUGGCACUGUCCCUCUAUUCAGUGUUGCACCAUGUUCGUGCAGUAUGGCACAAAAUAAGAGUCCCUGGCCACCCACAGUCCGGCCCCUUCAGUAUGUGUAGCUAAGGCAGAGAUUACACACUUCCUUGUUGUCAUACCCAUUCAUACCGUCAGUUGGAACUCUGACAGGCUAAAAGCAGUCAGCUGACACUCUCAGCCAAUCACAGCUGCCUAUUGCUUUUCAAGCUAAUACUUCCUUAUUAGCCAAAGCAGCACAGAGGAGAUGGAUUGCUGGGGACUCUUGUUUAGCAUUAAAACAUUAAAAGUUUAAAAAACUGUUUAAUGCUGAAAGAAAUGAUGGUACCAGAGGACUCCAGACACUAUAACCAGUUUAAUGAGAUGAAGCAGAUACAGUGCCUACGGUGUCCCUUUAACUCACACCAGCAAUAGGCACUGUGAUAGACUGGGGUCAGCUGAUGCGCUCAGCCAAUCACAGCCACUCAGCUUACUCAGUAGAUCAAGCAGCAUAGAGGGGAAGGACUGGGGUCUAUCGGUUUUCAUUAAAACUGUUUAACACUAAAUGGCAGGACAGUGCCAAGGGGCUUGAGACACUAUAACCACUUCAAUGAAAUGCAGCUGUUACAGUGUCUAAUUUAAAAAAACAUUGACCGAGAUAGAUACCUCUCCUUAUUUUUCCUUCUAUAAUAGUUUGAUUUAGAAUACAAACUCUACAGUGUUUGUAUGGAAAAUAUACUUGUAAUUUGCCAUGUUUCGUGCCAAUUAAAACUUAAACUUAAAACAAAGUAUUACAAUGAAAAACGCGUAUCCUUUGCGGCACCUCUUUGUCCAGGUACGAUUUACAUACAAUUUAACAAGCACUCUUUACAUAUUGUCGUAUGCAAGCAUACACGUUCGUGUCACCAUAUAGUGGUAAUAUCCAUGUGUAUCCUCAAUUGUGACCGAGUUGGGGUAAGGGUAACCCUUGAUAUGGUUACCUACAAUGUUUAGAAUAAUGUGGAUAGAUGCGAUUUUAAUGGAUGCUCAUAUCAGAUCUCCAUAAACACAAGUAUUAUAUAUUGAAUUAUAUUAUAUUUAGAUCUCACAAAUCCUGUAUUUAUAUUGCUCUACAAACUAUUUUGCAAUAAUUUACCGAUGCCUAAAGGGUUAUUGCAACCACUUCAGAAAUUUGAAGUUGUCUUGGUGGUAGAAGCCUUAAUGUGCAGUAUUUUCAGCAUUAAGCACUGCACAUCCAGAGUUAUUGUGUGCUGUUGGCAAGUUGCACCCCCCCAGCACAUGUGACUUGGGCUGUCUAAUGUCCAUUCUGUGCAUAUUCUUCAGCACGCCAGCCACAGCCAUAUACAUCUUCCUCCUUGCAGGCAGUAUAGUUUUCCCUCCCUCCAUCUGGACGCUUCCCUCAAGUUUAGCUUUAUUUUAAAAACAAAACAAAAAAAAACUGUAGAACUGUGAGUGUCUGAAUUGUUGCUUAAGUUUAUAUUUAACAUGGACAUUAAAGAGCAUCGUUUACGUUUCAUUCCUCAUUGUCCAGCUAUAAUAUAACUAUUACCAGAGCACCAAGUGCUGCUGUCCAGUCUAGAACAAGGAUGCAUAACUUCUCAAUGAUUCAUUGCUUUUUUUAUUUGCCUUCAUUUUGGGAGUCUUGUGGCAGACACUUUUUCUUUGGAGACUUCAAUAUGUUGUAUGUUGAGAAAUGUUUGGACGUAAUACCAAAUAGGCGUUAAAGAUGGUUGGUCUAUUAGAUGAUACAGACAUUUUCUUGGCUUGUGUUGUAGUUUUUACUUGAUUGUUAUAAAAUACAUUUAAAUGGGUUCUGCACUCUAAUAAUUAGGCUCUAGACUUUGCUAAAGCAGAGUGGUCACCUUUUUUUUUUCGUUGCCCUGCUUUUCCCAGUGUUGAAAGGGUAAAAAAGGCUGCUCACUCCCUGUACCCUAGCUUGUCAUGAGGAAGUCUGACAUGGUAACUGGCACAGAUGUAUUGGUUUAAUUAAAACCGCAUCACACCCUUUUAUUUAUGCCUGAGCAUCUCACACAUGCAGAAAGCUGGCAUCUCGAGAGUCGCACAAACCUUUAGCGAGACAUCUCCUGUACCACUCUUUAUACACUGAGCUUUUUUAUUUUUUUUUAAUUAUUCCGCCUCUUGUUAAUUGUGACUGUGUCUCAAAUGUGUAGGCAUAAAUAAAUGUUAGAGUGGCUAAUUAAAUUAAAACAUCUAAUAGAGCACAGGCUGUAACUGCAACCCCUGUCAGCCCAUCACAAUGGAUCUUUCUUGCCUAGUCAUAACGCUCAACUGCAACAUUUUACCAACUUAGGAAGUGACUAGACUAGUUGUCCACAUCUUAACAAAGUCUUCUCGUAUCUAGGGUUACUGGCCACAAGCUUUGUGUUUUAUAUCUUUUUUUUACAUGAUAACUUUUAUAUGUAUGAAGAAUAUAAAUGAAAAUAUUUAAAUUUAGUGUUUAAAUAUAUACUUUAGUUUUAAAAACAAACGUGUUUUCACUUCAACAAUAUAUGCUUCCCUGCACUUUUAGAUCUGGAACUUUUGUCCUACAUUUUAAGGGAGGAUCGUUUCAUUUUGGGAUUUUUUUUGAACCACAGGGGGAAAAAAAAAUGUUUCAUGAGUCUAUCAACAAAACUCUAGUUUUGAUGUCUCCUAAAUAUCAAACUUGCUGUUAACCUCGAAUUGUGUAAUGGAUUUUGUUCAGAAUAUUAUCCAAAAAAACCUGAAGUGGGCUUCCAAUAUAAAAAUAUAAAAAAAAAUAUAUAUAUAUAUAUAUAUAUAUUUAUUUAUUUAUUUAUUUUAUUUUAUAUUAUUUUUAUUAUUUUAUUAUUUUAUUUUAUUUUAUUUUUAUUAUUUUAUUUUAUUUUUAUUAUUUUAUUUUAUUUUUAUUAUUUUAUUUUUAUUUUUUUUGAGAGGGAGAGCAAGGGGGGAGAAUAGAAAUCUCAUGAAAGAUGAACCUCCAGGGCAAUGUAAGUCUUGGGUUGCGUUAUCCAGGUUCAUGUGCCUGACCGAUUUUCUUCUUAUUUUAUAUUGACAAUUGAUAUUGCCAUUCACAUUAUUACCUGUAAAAUUAAUUGCCUGAGAAUUGCUAAAUCACAAGCUAUUGUGAAAGUGUUUUUUUUAUUUUUUUUAUUUUAUUUUUUUAUUUGACAAUAUCAACUGUUGCUUUGGUUUUUACUUUUUGGGAGUGGAUCGCCUCCUGUUACCUUCCCUUCUGCUGCCUCUGUCAGUAUGUUUACAAUAUAGACAAACUAAAAGCCAGACAAACAUUUUAACUUAACCCAUUCAGUGCUCCUGAUGAAAGUAUUAAAGUGCACGUGAGCUACUGUCGAAUGUGUAUAGGUAGGUUUACAUGCUCAAUUUAUUUAUGUCUCAAAUCUUACCUGUCCCCUGUUAGUUAUAUUAUUUGCAGUUUAUAUCAAUGUUGAAAUCCGAUAUAUAUGUAUUUCUGUAGAUUACUUUUAUAAUGUUUAAAGUAAACUUUGAGAUUGAAAGUAUGCCUGUUGUACCCUUUCCAUCACCAUUAUUUCAUGAAGCAAUGUAUCAUCCCAUAUUGGUGCCUAUGUGCAUCAGUGCACCUGUGUGGCUGGAUCUCUUCUAUGCACACAGUCCUUUACAGAGAUAAAAUAAUGCAAUGAAAUUUUGUGUCUUGCAGACUCCAUACCAUGUUAACUUAUUGUUGGCCGGUUAUGACGAACACGAUGGACCCUCUCUAUACUACAUGGAUUACAUGGCUGCGUUGGCUAAGGCACCAUUUGCAGCACAUGGCUAUGGAGCCUUUCUCACUCUGAGCGUCCUAGACCGCUACUAUAAACCAGGUAUGACCUGUUGCAAAACAAGAAAGUCUGAAAAACAUUUACCACAUUGUGUUCUUGUCUUAAGAGACAUUGUCCUUUUUCACAUGGAAUGAUGUAUUAGAAAGGUGAUUUAACAUGCAGAGUGGUAGUCUAAAGGAAAAUGUGAACGUGUUACUUAAAAUAGCCAUAUAGUUAUUGAACUGCCUGACAGUAAGUAUGUUCACAUUAUUCUGAGAUCUCUUUUCAUAUGAUCAAAAAUUCAGAGAUCAUAGACUCUGACAUGUGUCUAUAAUACUGCUAUUUUAUUAUGUGCGACUCUUUUAAGGUUGGUUUUUUUUUUUUGCAUGGUGUGCAGAAAGUGAAAUACAAAUUACCAGACUGGCACUCUUUUUAGGUUUUUUUUCUGAGCUGUUUUGCACUUGGGGGGAGGUAAGGGCAGAGAAGGUUACACUGUAGUGUCAGUUCAAAGUGCUUGCUUUGCUAUACAGCCCUCUAAACAUGUUAUGCCAGCACUGAGAUGUUAGUGUGAUAACACCCACACCUUGCAGGGGUACACAGAGAGCAGAGAACCCCCUGGUGGGAAUCCAGUCUCACCCCCACCCUUAUUCCCCAGUCCUCCAGGAUCUUUAUAAAUGGCAGUGUCAAUCAAUCACUUAUCUGAUAUUACACACCCUUUCAAUGCUAAAGUAAGGAUUGUGUACUGCUUCUGCCAGGGUUCAAGUUUAACGAAAUAUAAAGGCAAUUUUUCUAGCCUUAUCUAAACAGUCUGACCUUCUUGUCAGUGCUUUAGAUUAUUACAUGUCAAUUAUAUAUAUCUUUAUAUGACCCAAAGUUAAAGUGAAUAAGGAAAAAAAAAUCUAGCAGCAGCCUACUUCAUGGUCUGGUUAGUAUUUAGGGAUCCACAUUUGAAGAAAUGUAUUUUUCAUUGAUUGUUGUCGUCGCUGUUUUAAAGCCAACAUGUUGCUAAUCUUUAUUUUGAGGCAGAGAAAACCGCAAUUAAAAUGUUCCUUCCAGUGUGUUCAUGCAUUGUUCUAAACUCCAGGCUGGAUAUAUCCUGCAGAGUAGAGCUUUGUUGCAUCAUAUAUUGAUGUGGGUCCCUAGACUUGUAGUUGAAGGCUGUCGGGGCAGACAGGUUCCGGUUUCUACAUUUAGACACAGGUUGUAAAGCAGGCAGGAGAGGAUCACACUAGUAAGUAUCUGCUAGUCAUCCAUUAUACUUUGUCCGUAAAAAGGCAGACUGGCAUCACCUAGACGAUACUGCUAGUCAUAUUGUCCAGGAACCCCUGUCCUACUGUUUAGGCAUUACAGGAAACUCCUUAUCUCUGUGACUAUAAACUGAUGCCUCUCGUACAUAUUAAAGAUAAAUUGUUCUUUCAAACCUACACACUAAAAUAUUUCCAUUAGGCCAGUCACUAUCGAUGUGUAACACUACAUUAUGAUCCGUAGUCACAGAAGAAGACAUCUUACUUAAUUCAUAUAAUGGGUCUGUAGAAUAGAUUACAACUAAGUUAUUAAGUCAUUUCAGAAAAAAAAAUGUUUUCAUAGAUGAGAUGUAGGGGAAGAUUUAGCAAGUUUUUCUGUUCUAAAAAGUGCAAAAAUCUGUAAGGGGAGGAGUUACUAGUGGAGUGUGCCUGUUGGUUUCUUUAUGGUUGUCCCACUUUUAGUAUUUUAGACCACUUUUUAAAACAUAACAAUUUGAUCUCCCCUUGUAUUUGUUUUUUGGAAUGUGGUCAAAUUGUAUUAUUCCUUAUGGAUGUACAUGUGAGUGGGACAAUGAUCACCUUCUUGUAUCUUCCCCUCUGCUGCUUCUGUCAGUAUAUUUGUAACAUAGACAAGCUCAACACUAAAUCAGGAUGUCCAUAUUAUUCUGUAUAUAUGCUAUUCUGAUAUGCCAAUAUGAUGCAGAUUUCUGUGCUGUCUUACCAGUUUCACAGGGGUAUCAUUUGAUAUCAUUUUUAAACCUAGGAUGUGUUUGAUAGACUUUCUGUAGGACAUGAAGUAGAGUGUUUUCUCUUAAUUCACUAGACAUUUUCUAAUGGAGUGUAUACCUCAGAUUGGUAAAAUGUAAGCCGUAAUAACCAUUUAGGAGACUUUUUUUUUUCCAACUAGUCUAUUUGGCUUAAAGGACCACUAUGGGCACCAACACCACUUCAGCUGAAUGAAGUGGUCCUGGUGCCAAGUCCCUCUCGUUUUAACCCUGUAGCUGUAAACAUAGCAGUUUCAGAAAAACUACUAUGUUUACACUGAGGGUUAAUCCAGCUUCUUUUGGCUGUCUCACUGACAGCCGCUAGAGGCGCUUCCGCGAUUCUCAUUGGGAAAAUCAGUGAGAAGACACUGACGUCCAUAGGAAAGCAUUGAGUAAUGCUUUCCUAUGGGCGGUUUGAAUGUGUGCGCCGCACAUUCGGCGCUGAUGUCGGCAGGAAGAGGAGAGUUCCCCAGCUCCAAGGGAGCCCAGUCCUGGAGAAAAGUAAAUGGCUGAAGGGCUUUUAACCCCCUUCAGCCCAGCAGGAGGGGGGCCAUGAGGGUGGGGGGGGGGUACCUAAAGACUACAUAGUGCCAGGAAAACGAGUUUGUUUUCCUGGCACUAUAGUGGUCCUUUAAAUUCUAAAAUGCUACCUACAUACACUUGCAGUUACAUAAAUAUCUUGAUCUACUUGUCCUCCCAAAAACUAACUGGAAUAAUUAACUUCUUGGCAGCAGGCUCCAUAGCCAUUAUUUUUUAAAUGGCACCUUAAUACCUGCUGAAUGCACGGCUUGUAAAACAAUGACAAAAGGUCUAAAACCAAUAUUACCCAGCAAGAGGCCCAGGUUUAAGCCAACUCCACCACCCCCAACAGCAGCCGUUGUAGCCCAGGGCAGUUGCAGCUCAUUCCCCCUAAUAAAUUUCUGAGGAAGGCCACGUUCUCCUCAUCUCAUAGCCCCUUCCCUUAAAUUCCGUCACGCCUUUCUCCCCAGCGUAGCAAACCGAUUAGCAGCCUUGUUAUUAGUGGUAUUGGUCACAUAUGGAACAUGUUUCUUUCCCAGGGAUGUUAUAGAAAGAAGGCGGAGUGACUUCAUUGAACUUGUUUAAACAUUUAUUCAGAAAAUGAAUGUUUCACCACCAAAUAAUGUCUGGUUUAAAAAAAAAUAAUCUUAAUAAUAAAACUGUGCAGGUUGGUGUACUUUUUGAAUUUGCACAUCAAAAUUAAAGUUGCAUGUACAUAUACAUCACAUGUACAUACACAAUAUAUCGUUGUCAUACUUAAACCUUAUUGUUUGUUAAAUCCUGAAUAAUUCAUGGAUGUGUUUAUGGUACUCUGCUGCCUGCCAGUUAAGAUACGUGCAGCAUUCCUAUAAACAAUAAUCAAAUACAUUUUUAGUAGAUCUAUCAUAGCAACUACAAAGUAAUCUGUUUAAUGUUAAACAUUUUAGAUAUUAUUGCUAAGCAAAAAUACUGUUUUACAGUAAAGGAUUACAUUGUUAGAAUGAGCUUUAAGGGUUAAACUUAGGUGUAUCUUUAGCCUUCAAUACACAAUAUGUCUUAAUUUCCAUUGCUUCCUCCCACACCUCUACCUCUUUCCAUUCCUCGGCAUUUGUGUGUAGUAUGCAUGAACAUGUAUGCAUACAUCUACAUUCUCAAACAUUACUACUUUAAACUGGUUACUGUAGAAUGAGAUUUUUUUUAUUUUCAACAGGAAAAUAAAUGUUGUGAUCUUAGAAGUAGGUUGUAAGGAGUCCGGUUACAUCUCGUUGUUGAGGUUAAACGAUUAAAGAGAAGUGUUGUUGUGUUUUUUGUUGUUUUUUUGUUUUUUUUACCAGUUGUAUUUAUUUUGUAUUGUUUGUUUGUUUAAUUGAUGUAAAAGUGAUUUAGAUCAUCUUGUGUUUCAGAUUUGACAAGAGAGGAAGCAAUACAGCUACUUAAGAAAUGCGUAGCAGAGGUAAAAAUUUUAAAGAUUUCACACCCAGCUAGGUUCUUUAAAGUAUAUACAAGAAGAUAUAAGUGGAGCUUCAGAGUACCUGGUUAUAACAUGAAUACACUUGGUUACAAUCUUAACCAGAGAUAUGUAAAUAAUAUAUAACACAAAUAUAGUGCUGAUGGUCUGUACAAUUUCAAUAUAAAAAGGAAAGUAAUAAUUCACAACUCACAGGUUUUAGAGCCAAUUGAUCAGUAUAUAAUGCUUCAGGAUCUUUUAAGGGUGAUCCACUGCCCCCUUGCACCUCCUUCUGGCCUCCUCCACCUUCAGAUUAUCAGGUAAGAAUGGACCGGAAACUCCAGUAGAAAAAGGAUACACUUUUAUUGGAGAUAAAAAAAAUAAUAAAAAUGAUAAAUUUGAUCCAAAAUACUAGUAUAGUAUAAAAUCCAAUGUCCAAAACAUGUUUCGCCAUUUACUGGCUUCCUCAGUUGGCUGUAUCGUUUGUAUGGCGUUCCUUCCAUCUUAAAUACCGCUUUCAUUGUGAAUUUGCCGGCAUCCGUGAACAUCGUUAGUGACCUCCGUCAGGUGGAGCGCACGUUCCGUUCACAUAUAGAUCACAUGACCCGAUAGUGCCUCCCUCCGUCUUGUGGGACGCAUCUGUGCGUUUCACUGCUUGGAAUACCUUCACUCUGAGGUGUUGAAAAUAUUACAGAUAUUCCUAAAGCGUCUGCGUUCGAGUAUUAUAGGAAAUAUGAGCAUGCUGAAGCAAUAGCAGAGAUUAGUACAAAACAAAAUAACUUUCCAUAAAUAUUCACAUCUAUCUCUUUAUACCAAGACAAUUUAAAGUGCUCAGUGCUCUUCUUUCAAAAGUGCUUGUGUAAAUCAGUGCAAAACAAUAUAGAUUGCCAUAUCCUCAUAUAGUACUUCUAUUGGUGAUAUCCUUGUAAAACAUGGAGGAGGGAUGAAAUAAUAGUUUCUUAAUAAUAUAAAAUAAACUCUAAUAUAUAAUUUCUGAUUAAGUUAUAAAAUUUAAUCAGAAGCUUAAAAACAAGUUUUCUGCCCAAUUUGGAUUUAAAAAGAUAAAAUAGAAAUAUGCUGUGUAGGCUAAAAAAUAAAAUUCAUGAUAAAAAAAUGACACAGUUCAAAAUCUAAAUUAAGACCAUAAGGUACUAGAGUGUUAACAUUAAAAAUAAAUUUAAUUUCUUCAAUUCCAAUUUUUUUUUUUUUGUAAAAUUUCUUCCCCUCCAUUACAUUCAGUGUACAAAGUGUGAGAUCUUUCGGAUUUUGAUUGUGGAAGUUUUUAAAGUGAUGUGAGACACUGUGUCUCUAUUCCUUUUUUAAUAUUUCUCUCAUGUUCGGAAAUUCUAGUUAGGUUCUGUAAAGUACCUUCUGUCCAAUCAUCAUUACAAUAUUCCAACUCCAGCUAUGUUUUUCGUUAAAGAAAAACUGUAGGUUUACUUAAUCACUACUUUAUGUGGUACAGGAGUCCAUGAUACCUCAAUUACAUAUGCUAAUAACAAAAAUUCCAAGUGAUAAUGGCGCUUAUUUCUUUUACAAAUUAAAAAUUAAUGUAGCAGCACCUAUCAAAGUGCAGUAGCUCAUAAACUACAAUAGCAUAAAACAAAAUUAAGGUGCGCUGCAACUGUAAAAUUCUUUCAUGAGUACAUCAACUCUUUUAUAUAAAAGUGCACUUUGCCUUUAAGGUGAAAAGAGGGUAGUGCAAAAACAAUGCACUUUAUUGUAACACUUAUUGUUGCACUAUCUUCUUUUCAAUUUAAAGGCAUAGUGCACUUUUAUGAGAGUGGGAAUACUCAGGAAAGAUAUAUAAUGUUACAACUACAUAUGCUAUUGAAUGCAGUGCGUGAGCAUCCACAUUUUAUUUCCUUUAUAAACUGUCAACAAUACACGCAGCCUUGUCUGAUAGAGACAAUUUAUUAUGCCACUUUUCCAUAUUCAUUAAACAGUUUUAACAAGUAUCUACAAACCGACAUUCUCCAUCAGAGUAAUUACCUACUCAUCAUCUUGCUUACUCUCUAAUUGUUCAUUAAAUAAGACCGUAUUUUCUCUAAUUCAUCAGGGGCUCUUUUGAGCAUUUUGUCUCUGAAGGUAAUGGUAAGAUUGCCAAUAUAUCUAUCUUACUGUCCUUUUUGAUUGUGUGACUGCUGAUAAUGGCAGAAAUUAGAUUUCUGUAUUGCAUUGAAGCAUCAGCCAACAUAAAUAACCAACCAAAUGCAGUAAAACUCAUUGGAAGACACUUUAACUAACAGCAAGGCAAUGACAUAGUAGUCUUCACUGUUCACAUCUAUCACCCAGUCUGAAAACUUAGUGGGGAAAAAUGUCCCUUAACAAACAGGAAUGCAUCACUCUGGAACAUACCCAGCAUUUAAAGCGGCACUCUGCAUAAUUUGGGACAGUGCCACUUUAAUAAAUGAGAGAUUUCAGACUCUCGUGAACUGCAAAGAAUUUACAACAAACUGCAAAGGUAAAGUAGAGACUUUGAUAUUCAUUUGAAGAAUUUUAAUUCUUAUAAGAUUCCCUAUUUAUGGAUGUAAAUACCCUCAGAUAAAAUCAAAUUAUGCUGCACUUUAUCAUCGUAAUCUUUGUUUUAUUUUAAAUACAAAUCGAACAAUUGACUGGCAAUAAAGAAUUAGAAUUCUGUGGUUUUACAUAUCGGGACAUAACAAUCAUCUGUUCCUUAGCAGGUUUUAAAUCCGGUAAAUACUAGUUCAGAUGUACACAGUCUUGAUUUAUUUCACAAAAAUAAAGCCAAAAUGGAGAAGACGUGUGUGGAAAAACUAAGUGCACCCUUACUGCUUCUAUAAGAAGCUAACUAGCAGACAGUUGCUUCUAAUACAAUACCAUUGAUUUAAUUGAUCAUCAACAAGUGUGACCACAUCUAUAAAAGCCAAAGUCUUAGCAGUUUAUUGGUCUGGAGCAUUCAAGUGAUGCCAAGGAGAGAAAACAUCCGCAAUCAUCUUAGAGAAGCAAUUGUUGCUGCCCAUCAACCUGGGAAGAGGUAUAAGGCCAUGUCUAAACAAUUUAAAGCUAAUCAUUCUACAGUGAGAAACAUUAUUCAAAAAUGGGAAAACAUUCAAGACCGUUUCCAAUUUCCCUGGAGUGGAUGUCCCAGCAAAUUUACCCCAAGGUUAGACCAUCCAAUGCUCAGAGAAAUUGCAACAAAACUCUUCUACAGGCUUCAGUUAGCAUGUUAAAUGUUCAAGUUCAUGACAGUAAAAUUAGAAAAAGACUGAACAAGUAUGGUUUAUUUGGUUAGGGUUGCCAGAAGAACCCCUCUUUUCUCUAAAAAGAACAUGGCAACAAGGCUUAAGUUUGCAAAAUUGCAUCUGAACAAACCACAAGACUUCUGGAACAAUGUCCUUUGGAUAAACGAGAACAAAGUGGAGAUGUUUGUCCAUAACGCACACUGAAACCAAGCACUGCAUAUCGGCUGUCAAGCAUGGUGUUAGAGUGGUGAUGAUUUGGGCUUGUUUUGCAGCCACAAGACCUGGGAAACUUAGUCAUUUAGUCGAGCAUGAACUCCUCUGUAUACCAAGGUAUUCUAGAGUCAAAUGUGAGGCCACCUGUCCGACAGCUCAAGCUUAACCAAAAUUGAAUCAUGCAACAGGGCAUUGAUCACAAGCACACCAGCAAAUAUACUGAAGCUGCUGCUCAGGUGCUUCCACCUCUCUGGAGACUUGGUUAAAGUGGGGAGUACCACCCGCUGGCCCCCAGGCAAGAAGUCUUACCAUUCUAACAUCUAAUGAGUAGGCACCUGGGCAUUUAUGGCAUCAUAACCACUGCAUUGUGCUUGGAGUGUUCCUUUAAUGAAUGUUUUGCUUUUUAUACAAUCAACAGUGCAUUCCUAUUUUCACCUGUAGAGGGCUAAUCAGUACAUAUGUGAAAGUAUCCCAUCAAUUGCAGAAGCCAACUCAUAGGUGGCAAUAAUAUAUAAAAAAAAAAAACAUUUUUGAUAAUGUGUACUUUAGGAUGCAGCAAACAUGAAUAUGUGUUUUCUCUGUUUGACAUAAAAGUCAUACAUGGAUAUGUAUAGGGGCUCUACCAAGUUCAUGUCAUUAACUUGCAUACUGUAUCAACAUUGGAGCAGUAUAUUAAAUACAAAGGAACAUUUUUGAGGAUGUCCUUUAUUAAUUUCUGAGCUGGAUCCAUUUAAGAAUAGUCACAAUAUUUGUGUGUUUGCCCACAUAAUUUCAACUCGGCAGACUGCUAAUUUAAGUCUUUUAGCCUUGUUCAUCAGAUCACUUGCAUUAAUUUAAUUUAUUCUGACACCUUUUGGAAAGAGCAGAUUGUUCACACACCUCUUUGUUUCUCUGUCUUCCAGCUCGAAAAGCGCUUCAUUCUGAGCUUACCAUCAUUCACAGUGAGGAUUAUUGACAAGGAUGGGAUCCAUGAUCUGGACAGUAUUCCUGCCGCAAGCGUGUGAUUUUGACCCUUUCCCAGAUGAACCCUCUAGUCCUCCCUUUUUUUUUUUUUUUUUCUUACAUCAAUUUCUAUAACUUUUUUUUUUUUAAACUAGCUAAAAUAAAUUGCUUUGUGCCAGUGACAUAAGGCUAGUAAAAUCUCAAAAAGGCUCUUGUUGUUACCAAAGCACUGUAAAUUACAGGGACUCCCUUCAUCUGCAGUCACAGAGGCACAUUUUGUCUGUGGUAUAUCCCUGCUAAUAAACAUAAAUAAUCAGAAAGUGGUUUGUACUGGCCCUGAAUAUAAAUGUUUUUUGAUAAUUGUCUCAGAGGGGAUAUGACAGAGCUAUACAGAUGUAUUAACUAGCAGGAAUACACAAUAUACAAGAGGUCAUCUAUUGAGAAGUCAAGAAAUGUGAUUUUUGCUUGUAGCAGAGGAAAAUAUCCUUUACAGUAAGAAAAAUAAAUGUAUAAAAUCCUCUGCCCAGCAAGAUUUUUGUUUUCUUCAGUUCCUGUUAUUUUUAAAAAUGAAAGCAUAGG